This is a messenger RNA of Coprinopsis cinerea okayama7#130, 321 nucleotides long. RefSeq lists its product as hypothetical. The transcript has 2 exons. The record is from RefSeq and is a predicted model, not a curated record. Lineage: Eukaryota; Fungi; Basidiomycota; Agaricomycetes; Agaricales; Psathyrellaceae. The coding region runs from base 1 to 321 and encodes 106 amino acids.
AUGCCAAGCAUUCGCAAUACCGACGACAAGUUCAAGAAGCCGCAGCAAAUCGUCGGUAGACCAGAGGUCACCGACCAUGACAUCAACGAGUCUUAUAUGCGAAAUCCACCUCAUAAUCUAGAGCUGAGUGCUGCAGCGCGCAAACCCGGACCUCCGCAAAAAGCGACAGAACAAGCAGCCAAGGAUAGGAGACCUGCUAUUGUCAAUGAAGACCAGGAGGUCCUUGGAAUAAACGAAGCAACAGGGCGAGAGAAGAAGGCGGAGGAUUUGGCAGAGGUUGUUCAGCACGACUCGUUGAACCCUAAUGACUCGCUUUUCUAG